UUACUAAAAGAUAUUUUUGUCAAAAUUGCACGUGUUUUAUCGAAACACGUAAAGAUGUCAAAAAAAAUCAAGAACUUAAUUGUCGAUACAACAGCAUUUAUAAAAAAUGCUCCUUUACAGGAAAUUGCUGAGAAUAUUAUAACGGCACAAGAAGUUAUCAAUGAAGUAACUAAUAAAAGGCAACUAAAACGGUUAGUCGUACUUCCAUACGAUUUAGCUGUGAAGGAAAUAUAUGCAGAAAAUAUACAUUUUGUGACAGAAUUUUCUAAAAAAACUGGUGAUUAUCGAAGCUUAUCUUCAACAGAUAUUAAAAUAAUUGCUUUAACUUAUCAAUUAGAAAAGCAACUAGUUGGUAUCAAACAUUUAAGGCAAGAGCCAGUACAAACAAAGGAAGUUAAAAUUAAUACAAGCAAGCCAUCUAAUGAAAUUAAAGAAAAUGUAGUAGGUUUCUUUAAACCUACUGAUUCCGAAAUUCAUGAAAAUGAAGAAUAUAAUGAACAAGAAGCAAAAUUAGGAAAUGAAAAAGAAGAAACUGAAUUAGUAAAAGAAAAAUCUAUGGACCAAACAGAAAUAAAUGUGGAAAAUUCCGAGCAAAUUUGUAAUAAAGAAGAUGAAGAGAAUAUGAAUCUCGUAAUGGAAAAAUUAGAGGAAAAUUCUUUAGAUGAAGAAUAUACAGAAAGUGAAUCUGAAAGCGAUAAUGAUGAAGGCUGGAUUACUCCAAACAAUAUAAAAGAAAUAAAAAAACAAAUCAAUUCAGAAUAUGUUGAAGAAAAACCAGUUGAAGUUGCUUGUAUUACAAGUGACUUUUCAAUGCAAAACGUAUUAAGACAAAUUGGUUUAAACGUUGCAUCUUUAGAUGGUAAAAUAAUUAAACAAGUACGCACAUAUAUUUUCCGUUGUUAUUCAUGUUUCAAAACAACGAGUAUAAUGACCAAAGUAUUCUGUCCAACAUGCGGUAAUCAAACUUUAAAACGUGUAGCUGUCACAGUAGAUGAAAAUGGCAAACAAGUGAUUCAUAUAAAUGCUCGUAAACCGUUAACAGCACGUGGGAAAAAGUUUAGUUUACCAACACCAAAAGGUGGCAAACAUGCAAAUAAUCCAAUAUUGUUUGAAGAUCAACCGAGACCCGAUCAAAGACCAACACGAUUAGCUAAAACUAAAAAUGAUCCAUUAGCAGCGGAUUAUAUUGCUGGAUACUCACCAUUUGUUAUGAGGGAUAUUACAUCAAAAUCAGCUAUGCUUGGAAUACGCACUGGUCAAGAAAUUAAACAUUGGAUGAGGAGUAAUCCAAAUGAAGCAAGAAGAAAACGCAAAUAGUUUUAAUUAUUUCUAUUGGUUGCUUUUUUUUCGUUUUAUUUGUAUUUAUAAUUUAAAAAUAUUAUAUAAUUCUUUUGUAAGAGAAAACAAUAUACAGAGAUAAAUUAGAAAAAUAGAAACCUUUUCUUUGA
Molecule: messenger RNA, 1448 nt
Organism: Chrysoperla carnea
Lineage: Eukaryota; Metazoa; Arthropoda; Insecta; Neuroptera; Chrysopidae
Product: RNA-binding protein NOB1
Exons: 2
Coding region: 55-1317 (420 amino acids)
Biological process (GO): ribosomal small subunit biogenesis; maturation of SSU-rRNA
Cellular component (GO): preribosome, small subunit precursor
Molecular function (GO): RNA endonuclease activity
Source: RefSeq, a predicted model, not a curated record